Molecule: messenger RNA, 267 nt
Organism: Schizophyllum commune H4-8
Lineage: Eukaryota; Fungi; Basidiomycota; Agaricomycetes; Agaricales; Schizophyllaceae
Exons: 3
Coding region: 1-267 (88 amino acids)
Source: RefSeq, a predicted model, not a curated record
AUGGCCGACAUCUCGCAGCAAAAGUUCGACGCCGCGACCCAGAAGGAGCUCCAGGAGUUCCUCGAAAAGGAGCAGGCCACGGCACGCAUGAACCAGUCGAUCCACACGUUCACCAAGAUGUGCUGGAAAAAGUGCAUGACUAGCACGCCGUCGACGCGCCUCUCCAGCAGCGAGCAGUCGUGCCUGCAAAACUGUGUCGACCGCUUCCUCGACUCGAGCCUCUUCAUGGUCAAGAAGAUUGAGGAGCAGCGCAACCAAUUACAAUAG